AUGUCCGGGCUGACGGGCUCGCUUGUGAAGGCUGAGAUGGUGCAAUUGCCCAGCUGUCUAGGAGGUGAGGCGGACAAGAAUUACUUCAUCGUGACACUUGAUGGGCUUACCUGUGACCGGAUACAUGCGAUGCGCAGGCUCCGUGUGUCGUACGCAUUUGGUUUGAGCAAGGAAGAUGUCCUUCUGAGUGCUGCAAAACAGCUGCUGGAAGGUCAGGGGCGUGUUGUUCACCGGUACCACUACAUCGAUCAGCUGGAUAAUCGGCCUCAGGUGUUGCAGUCUGACAAGGGUUUGGCCAACAUCAAGUCCAUGCAAGACUUCAAGGGGAAGAUUGAAAAGGCUAUGUUGAAGGCCGGCAAGGUUGUUGAGAAGUCGGACCAGGGGGCUGAGAAAGAGAGCUCAGACUCUGAGGGUGGCAAGAAGGUGCGUCAGCACUCCUCUGGGCGCCUCGGCAAGGUCCAGGGAGUCCCCAAAAGGGACUCUGGUGCCAACUCUGCCAAGAACAGGGAGUCGGAAGUUGCUGCUCUGGAAGACGAUGCAUGCAUACCUGUUGUGCUCCAAUCCGUGGCCAGCGCUCUCGAAGUCACGCCCAAGUGUUUCGCCAACUUGCACAUUGAUCGGAUUCUCAACGGAGAACGUCUCAUACGGAGUGUAGAUGCCGCAAAGCGAGUGUGCGAUGACAUGAAGGACCAGAAGAAAUUCCAGUACAAGUUCUUGCAGAAGCAAUUGGACUUGUGCGAGUUGGCCAAUGGCCUGGUGAAUAAUUUUGAGUCGCUGAGCUGGAGGGAGAUUCGCAAUUCGGUGCUGAAGCUUCUGGAGGGCCAAUGCGUGCUGCCUUGGGGACUCAGACUCAGCAUCACGGGGACGGCAGUGUCGCAGACGCUGCAAGAGAUUGGCAGCACUGGUGUGGAGAAGGCACAUCCAGAUAUCCACAAACUAGUGGACAAGCUCAUGCAGCAGAUCACCUGCUGGAAGCGUGAUGCGCCCUCGGCUGAUCCAGAUGACAAGGAGGCAAGCACCAAUGACUGGUCCGCUGAGAACACCAACUUCAAUGCCUUGGCAGCCGAGCUGGACGAUGACAUCAACGCCAUGGAGGAGGACACGGAGCAAAGCAGCGAGAUGGAGCUUGCGGCCCUGACAGCCCAGAUCCUGAGCAGCUUUGGUUGCAAUGAGUUCUUUGCGAUGCUCGAGAGCCCUAAGCUCCACAAGCACAUCCAGAUCAUCGCAGAGAAGUUCCUGGGGCUCGUCUCAGCAGCUGAUGUUGAGAACUUGGACAUGAACCGGGCUGCCAAGGAAGCGAUGCUGCUUAUCAAGAAGGCUCUGAGCGCGUUGCUCGUUCUUCUUGUGCCAACACCAGGCUACAUGGGCGCAAGCCCAAGUGAUGUGGCGCAAGUUGUGAGCUAUGAGUCUAUGGCCAAGAGCGCUCGCAAGGAUGCAACGACUUCAGACGCUGAAGACUUCAUGGCAGCCCUUCAGAUGUUCCUUCAAGAUAGUGAGUUUUGGCAAGGGAAGAUCGAUGAGGUCCUAGCCAUGGGUACUAGCAGCAUGAAGUUGGGUGACAGGCUCAAAGAUCUCACGACGAAACUUGCUGGCACCGAUGAGGAUGGCAGCUUGAAUGAGCACUUCGUGGACGCCGUGCAUUCCUUCAAAGACAUUGCAGGUGGACUUCGCCGUGGGGCUACAGCGUCUCUGGAGGAGAUCUUGGUGAAGAAAACCCAGCAGUGUGUGGAGAAGCUUUGCGGACAGGAGGAUGUCUCAGAGACAGACGCUGCCAACAUCCAGGUGAUCAUGAAGGUGCUGGACCUCUUUGCGCCGAGCAAGCAUCUUGGGAUCUGA
Symbiodinium pilosum is the source of this 1836-nucleotide messenger RNA. The record is from the annotation of a GenBank genome assembly. NCBI's taxonomy places the organism in Eukaryota, Dinophyceae, Suessiales, Symbiodiniaceae.